AUGGCCGAUGAAAACCUUCCCGAAAAUGCCCAGCAAAUUUCAGUGGACGUCGGCUUCGAUAAUGAUUCUGCGCUUGGUGACGAUGACACUGAAUCGGACUUGGCAUCACUGAGGAGUAGCAUCUACAACUAUCACUACGAGAAUGGGAGACGAUACCAUGCCUACCACGCCGGCUCCUACUGGGGUCCUAAUGAUGAGAAAGCAAUGGAACAUCUCGACAUAGGACACCAUCUGUACAAAUUGUUGCUCAAUGGUGAAUUGUAUCUGGCUCCGAUCGGCGCCACUCCACAGCGUGUUUUGGAUGUCGGCACUGGAACUGGUAUAUGGGCAAUCGACUUUGCCGAUGAACAUCCCGAAUCAAUCGUGAUAGGGACGGAUUUAUCCCCGAUACAGCCAGAAUUUGUUCCAACAAAUCUGUCAUUCGAGGUCGAGGACUGUUGCGAAGAAUGGAUCUAUUCACCCGAAGCAAGUUUCGAUUUCAUCCACGUGCGAGGUCUCUACGGCAGUGUGGCCCACUGGGACACGUUCUACCAUGAAGUCUAUAGGAACCUCAAGCCAGGAGGUUACGUCGAACAGGUCGAACAGUCUGUGGUGCCGAGAUCUCAAGACGGGACGGUCGACGGCACCAUCUUUGAGGAAUGGGGCAAAGUCUCCCUCGAGGCCGGUGACGCCUUUGGCAAAAGCCUCCGCAUAUGCGACGAGUCGGCGCAGCACAUGCGCGACGCCGGCUUCGAGGACGUGACGGAACGACGCUUCCGUGUGCCCAUCGGCAGCUGGCCCAGGGACCCCCACCUCAAAGAACUGGGAAGAUUUAAUCGUCUCCAGUGGGAAGAGGGUAUCGAAGGGUGGACCAUGAUGCUACUUACGAGUAUCCUCGGGUGGGCGCCUACAGAAGUCCAAGUUUAUCUUGCCCGAAUGAGGGCCGGCCUCCGGAACCCGAGAAUCCAUGCUUACCAGGACGUGUAUGAUUUUCCGAUUUACUGGGUUGAAAGCGCGCCGGGCUAA
Messenger RNA from Exophiala oligosperma, 1005 nucleotides. RefSeq lists its product as uncharacterized. Lineage: Eukaryota; Fungi; Ascomycota; Eurotiomycetes; Chaetothyriales; Herpotrichiellaceae. Bases 1 to 1005 code for a protein of 334 amino acids. The record is from RefSeq and is a predicted model, not a curated record. Gene Ontology annotation, molecular function: methyltransferase activity. The transcript has 10 exons.